Camellia sinensis is the source of this 408-nucleotide messenger RNA. The record is from RefSeq and is a predicted model, not a curated record. NCBI's taxonomy places the organism in Eukaryota, Viridiplantae, Streptophyta, Magnoliopsida, Ericales, Theaceae.
AUGGAUCUAAUGAAUCGUGUCUUUAAGCCUUAUCUGGACGAGUUUGAGGUAGUUUUUAUCGAUGAUAUCGUUAUAUACUCAAAGAGUACAGAGGCUCAUGAGAAUCAUCUUCGUAUGAUCCUUCAAACACAUCGAGAAAAGAAGCUAUACGCAAAACUGAAGAAAUGUGAAUUCUGGCUACAUGAGGUAGCAUUUCUGGGGCAUGUAAUAACAAAGGAUGGAGUCUCUGUAGAUCCACACAAAAUUGAGGCGAUCGUGAAUUGGCCACCUCCUUCCAAUGUGACUGAAGUACGUAGUUUUAUGGGAUUAGCCGGUUAUUAUAGGAGGUUUGUUCAAGAUUUUUCCAAAAUCGCUGUGCCGCUUACACAAUUGACACGAAAGGGAGUUGCAUUUGAAUGGUCAGAAUAG